This is a messenger RNA of Solea senegalensis (Senegalese sole), 1059 nucleotides long. It is a transcript of the gene saysd1, whose product is annotated as SAYSVFN motif domain containing 1. The record is from RefSeq and is a predicted model, not a curated record. The transcript has 3 exons. NCBI's taxonomy places the organism in Eukaryota, Metazoa, Chordata, Actinopteri, Pleuronectiformes, Soleidae. The coding region runs from base 90 to 599 and encodes 169 amino acids.
CGACGACAUGUAAAAGUGUUUUACGUCUCUACGUGCUUCUUUCCGAUAGACGCUGACUGGCAAAGAUCUUUGGUGAAAAGUGUAAGUCGAUGGAGCAGAAGCUCGCAGAGUUCAGAGCCCGACGACAGGCAGUAAAUGUUGAGAAAAAGAAUCGAGGCGCUGAACCACAGCAACGAGAACAAUGUGAAGCAGUCCAGCCUGAAACGACACCAACAACUGAAGAGAAACAGACAGAAAAUAUCAGCGCAUCUGCUGCUCACAGCUCACAAACCGAGGACCAAAGAGACUGGCUGCUGGACACCUCUGUGGGAAGAUGGUUAGCCUCAAGACACGUCAUCAUCUCAAACCUCACUCUGCUCAAAGUGUUGCUUUGGCUGGUGCUGCUUGGCCUGUUUGUUGAACUGGAGUUUGGCCUGCCCUUCUUCAUCAUCUCGCUCUUCUACUGGCUCUAUGAAGGUCUCCGUAGCCCAGCAGCACGUGAGCCUGGAGAAAUGAGUGCUUAUUCUGUCUUCAACCCGGACUGUCAGCCCCUGCUGGGUGCGCUCACUGCAGAGCAGCUGGAAGGAGAAAUGGGUUACAGACCUUUGGCCAACAGAUGAAAUAAUUUUGCACAUUUGAAUCAAAGGAUCAGGGUUUGCUUCUUUCUUUUCAGAGAGUUAAUAUUUUAAAUAAUUUAAGGCGAAAUAAAAUUGUUACAUCAGUUUAUUAUGGUGUGAGAUUUCUUUACUCUUAACUCAUUUUCAUUUCUCUUUUGAAGCUUUAAAAUUGGGUAUUUUAUGGUUGUUAAACAGAGCAACAAUAUUUGUUACCACUAUUUAGUUCACAUUAUUUUCUAACCACAUAUAUCCUUUAAACUUUCAUCUACGAUUUUUCCACAAAUUAUAACAUUUACCAGAUUUUUUCCAUGUUCCUUUAAAGAUGAAUGUGGGUUUUAUGAGAAAUGUUGCACAGUGUCUUUAGUGGUGGGUUCAGGAACGCAUUAAUAGGGCUGUUUUAGAACUUGGUGUUUACUUGACAAUGUAAGGCUUUUACAGUUAAAUAAAUUAUUUUAAAGAGUAA